Poeciliopsis prolifica (blackstripe livebearer) is the source of this 3645-nucleotide messenger RNA. Its product is annotated as phosphatidylinositol 3-kinase regulatory subunit gamma-like. Gene Ontology annotation, cellular component: phosphatidylinositol 3-kinase complex. The record is from RefSeq and is a predicted model, not a curated record. Gene Ontology annotation, molecular function: 1-phosphatidylinositol-3-kinase regulator activity. Lineage: Eukaryota; Metazoa; Chordata; Actinopteri; Cyprinodontiformes; Poeciliidae. Bases 862 to 2187 code for a protein of 441 amino acids. The transcript has 10 exons. Gene Ontology annotation, biological process: phosphatidylinositol phosphate biosynthetic process; insulin receptor signaling pathway.
CUUUUUCACCGUGUGACUAUUAAUGCGUCAUUCCACUUUAAUGACGGUGACAAUGGCCGUGAUUAAAAGUGAAAUGUCCCAAGCCGCGACAAAACCUCGCAAAUCCACGUUUUGUCGUAAUUGUCAAAAGGCUCGCGUCGUUUUUAGCCGCAGUUAAUGAGGCGGCUUUUGAUGUGGGCGACAUGUCUCACCGCCCAGGGUGGCGCAUAGCCAGGGGGCGGCAGAAGAACUCAGCAACAGAAAAGAAAUGCAUGAUAAAGAUGUUGUUUUUUCAUUUAUUUCUCUUUCUUUGUGUCGCAUUGUUGCAUUCAGAGAAAUUCACAAGGCGAAACCAACGUUACGAGUUCUAACUCGGCACAAAGUCAAAGUUGGAACAGAGACAUUUGUAAAACUUGUGGAUAAAAAAAUGAAAAAAAAUCUUGAAUUUCAUAUGUACAAUAACCCAAUCAUUUCCAGUUCAUCAUUGUGACAUAAUGUAUAAACUGAUUAUGUAUGUAAAGGCGCCAGUAUCUGUGUGUGUGUGUGCAUGUGUGUGUGGACGAAGGGGCGUGGGUCGGGACUUGAGGAAAACUACCAGGGGAAGAAAAAAAAAAAGCUAAGUUUUGGUCAUACUUAAUACUUAAUUAUGAAACAUUGCAUUGCCCUGUCUGAUCCAUUCGCGGGGAUGUUGAUUUUGGCAGGCGGGGGGGACUUGGCGUUCUGGCAAGCGAUCAGCAGAGAGACAGACGGACGAGGUGGUUGCGCAGAUGAAAAUUUUUUCAGACUUCCAGAGUCUCACCGCAUUCGUGCCUCCUGCACCUGCCUUUUGCUUAUUUUAAGGUCAGAAAAAGAGCUCUUCCUCCCCGGUCCACAAAGCCAGCGAUGAACAACAACAACUGCCUUUCUCCACCUGUGUGUUCGCUUCAGGACGCCGAAUGGUACUGGGGAGAUAUAACAAGAGACGAGGUGAACGAGAAGCUUCGCGACACACCUGACGGCUCCUUCCUGGUGCGCGACGCGUCCACGAAGCUGCAAGGAGAUUUUACUUUGACUUUACGGAAAGACGGACACAACAAGCUGAUCAAGAUCUACCACCGUGACGGGAAGUACGGCUUCUCGGACCCCUUCACGUUCACGUCGGUGGUGGAGCUCAUCUGGUACUACCAGCACCACUCGCUGGUGGAGUACAACGCCAUGCUGGACCUGAUGCUCAUGCAUCCCGUGUCCCGUUUCCAACAGGUCAGCGAGGUGAAAGAAGACAGCGUUGACGUUGCUGGCAGAAAGCUCAAAGAGGUCCACAAUCAGUACCAAGAGAAGUCGAAAGAGUUUGACCGUCUUUAUGAAGCCUUCACCAAGACCUCGCAGGAGAUCCAGAUGAAGCGCACGGCAAUAGAGGCCUUCAACGAGGCAAUGCUGAUCUUCGAGGAGCAGUGUCGCGAGCAGGAGCGAUACGGAGAGGAGUUUGAGAGGAACAGCCUGUCGGAGGGAACCGACAAUGAUUUGGAGAGCUUUCUGAUCAAUUACGAAAAGCUGAAGUGCCGACUUGGCGAGAUCUACGACAGCAAGCUGCACCUGGAGGAGGACUUGAGGACUCAGGUGGAGGAUUACAGAGAGACGGACAGGAAGAUCAACAACUUGCGGCCGGACCUCAUCCAGCUUCGCAACAUCCGAGACCUGUAUCUCAACUGGCUUAAUCACAAAGGAGUACGGCAGAAACGCAUAAAUGACUGGCUUGGGAUACACAACGACAGCCUUGAUGACACAUACGUAUUGAAGGGAGAUGAGAAGAACCUACCACAUCAAGACGAGGCGAGUUGGUUCGUCGGGGAACUGAGUCGAACGCAGGCCGAGGAGAUGCUUCAAGGCAAAGUUUCUGGAACGUUCCUGAUCCGAGAGAGCAGCAAGCAGGGAUGCUACGCAUGCUCCGUUGUCGUGAACGAAGAGGUGAAGCACUGCAUGAUAUACAGCACUUCCCACGGUUACGGCUUCGCCGAGCCCUACGACGCCCACUGCUCGCUCAAAGACCUCGUCCUGCACUACCACCUCCACUCCCUCGCGCAGCACAACGACGCCCUGGACGUCCGGCUGCUGCACCCCGUGCACGCCAAGGCGGCGGACCCCGCUUCCCAGCACUCCGACGAACACAAACUGUUACAGACUCCAAAACACAUGCAGCCGGGACUCCCGGCCGCAGCCCCGGAGAUGUGAUCGAGCGGCAAGAGACUUUCCGUCGCGUACCCUGUGAGAAGGACUGCGUUAAAACGGUGCAUCGCGUAGAAGAUUUGCACUACCGGUGAUUCCAUCAGCUUUCGCGAGUGGGAUCUCGCAGAUUUGAAGUGGGACCGGAACUUGAAUGUCAACUUGACUGUUUCAAACUGAUUUUCUACUUCAGCAUUUCAGCACCGUUUGUUCAAAAGCCCUCCCCGGGGCCACCCUUUCUUUCGGGCUGUGGUGUUGGGGAAGGUAAGCGGGGGAGUCCGCGACCGAGAGUUUGUCCACUGGCGUCGGGGGCGCUGUGCCCUCCCAGUUGCUGGAGAUGUCCAUUUCCGACGUUGGAAAUCGAUUCAGCUCUUCAGAUUUAACCAAUAUCUCAGAUGUGUUGGGGUUGCGACUAUAAAGUGCAUUUGUGAGUGGGGAGGGGCGAUGGGGAAACAAAAAAGACACGAGGUCGGUAUCAGUUAGGUGGGUUAAAAUAAAAUGCCCCAUGUGAAUAUGUUAAAAAAAAAAGUCAUGGUGCAUCUUAACUAUUUGCCCCCCUUUUUUUUAAAUAUAAAACAAUUCAUAUACAAUGGAUAAUUAUGUAGCAUUAACAUACUGUAGAAAACCAUUGUAAAGGCAUACUCAAUGUUAUUACCCAUUGACCAAAGCACUUAAUAGUGAGCAAAAAUAACAUCCCUGUUUUAGUGUGGUAACUGCAUUUUGGCCAGGGUAGGGCGACGUAUGUACACCUGCUGACGUGCUGAUCGAAACAUAAUCUGAAGUACUGUAUGUUAUAUUCUGUUACUCAAAGAAGUAUAAGCUUUUUGUAUUCUAUAUAUAUUUUUUCUAUAAACACGCCACAAGAUGAAAGCUUGAAGAAAGUGCAAUCUAACAGUAUUUCUAUUGUUGUAAUGUGUGACGAGAAUGACGGAGGUGUCCAACGGUGUCGCUAGUUGGCGAGAGGUUGACAUUUGCCACACACAAAAAAAAAUGCACUCUACCCCCCCGAUCCCUGGUGGUUUUUGUUUUAUUUUGUUUUUGUUUGUUUUUUUCGGGAUUGCGCGGCCUGUUUGUGUGAACUGCCAGAUGUCCGAAGUAUCCUGCCUCCAUUACUUGAAUUGUGGCGUUGCUCUAGCUAUGAAUGUUCCUUUUUUUUUUGUUUGUUUGUUUUUCUUAACACACAGCCUACAUAGCUUAAAAGGAAAGGAAUCCAUGUUAAACUCUGCACAUUUUUAUUGUUUUGUUUGUUUGUUUUUUUUCCAAGGUAGAGGACAACUUUGUUUAUAGAUGCCAUAACGUGUUGCUCAUGUUGGUUGGUGGGGAGGAGGUUGAUGACGGAUCCUUUUGAGAAAUUCUUACUCCACUGGAGGACUGAGGAAACUCCUCGAGGAAAAAGCUAAGCAAUGUGAGAUCCUGGCCUUUUAUCUUGCUGAGAGACAAUAAACUGAAAAGAGUUUUGUCAACUUA